Molecule: messenger RNA, 2097 nt
Organism: Mesorhabditis spiculigera
Lineage: Eukaryota; Metazoa; Nematoda; Chromadorea; Rhabditida; Rhabditidae
Source: the annotation of a GenBank genome assembly
AUGCUGGGUUUUCGAUACCUACACACCCGCUACAAAACAUGGUUCCGCAUUUUAUGGGCGUUCAUCCUGUUCUUCUUCCUCGGGCUGACCAUCUACCAGGUGACGGAUCGCAUCAGCUACUAUUUUAUUAGAAACCCCUUAAAAACACAACGGAUCUAUGACACGCCGACCGAGAUGCCAUUUCCUACCGUCAUCAUUUGCAACAAACUGCAAAUCAAGGCCUCAGCGCUAGCCACAAUGGCCCCGGGUCUUCUCUCGUUGAUGGCCGAGCUCAGCGAAGAUGACGGCACCGUGACGGCUGAUCAAAAAUUGAUCUGUGAAUACGGCAAAGCCCGCUCUUGCUUCGAUGACAUCCGUCCCAUUUUCACCCCCAAAGGGGUCUGCUACGAGGUGGCCCCGAAUAUGACUGUACGCAGGCCAGUCUACAGCGAGGGUAUACAUCUUGAAGCCGGAAAGGUCGUGACAAUCCCUGUAAAUGACGUCAGAAAGCUGUUUCGCUACGAAUCCGAGUGCGGGCGACGUGGCGUCGGCCCCUUCAACCGUACGCAGUAUUCGCGGGGAGCCUGCCAAUGGGCCCGACAGGCUGAAGCCGUAGAAAAGCUGUGCGGCUGCCGACCGGCCAUCAGCCCCCAUCAUCGGGCCAAGUUUUUCGCGGCUGACUCGGAUGAAAAUCCGCAUUUUGAUAAUAAUAUUCCGGCGGCACCGCAUAUGAAGAAGAAGAAGCGCCGUACCAAGGCCCCGCCCCCAUGUACGAUACGGCAGGAAUACGAGUGCGCUUUGAAUGUUACGGUAGGCCGCCUCAAUCCAAAUGACAUCGAAUCUCUGCUGCCCUCGGAUUGGGAGGAUAUUAAGGAAAGGAAAAUCGAUCGAAUCCAGCCGGCCCUCGAGCUGAUCCCGAACCACCGGAUCCCCGUCGUGCGCUCCGUGCAGCAGCUGGCUAGCGAGGCCGGCAAUUUUUUGGAUAUGGCCAUUAAAAUCCUGAACGUCACCUCGUCGAACAGCUCGCUAGUACCAUGCCUCGUCAUGGACGGAAUCCGCGUAGCCGACCGGACGAUCGGGCAAAUCUUCACGCGCGAGCGGAUCUGGCGUAACAUCGAGACCUACCUCGAACUCGUUUUCCCCCACAACAUGGAGGCGAUUUUCGGGGUGCUUGGGCUGCAUAUGACUCCAAAUUACACCCUGGAAUAUGUGGAACUUGGAGGGAGGGUUGAUGAUCGAUUGCUGGAUACUGCCCUGCAUAACAUUGACCAGAUCGAGAUUUCUCUCCGGGACCCAGCUACCGUAUUCGGGCUCAAAUCGAUGGAUCCGCAUGAUAGGGCGCCGGUUGUGCACGCAGUCCGUCAUCUCUUCGUCGAGGCCGGGGUCUGCCUGUCCAAGGUUUCAGACGAAAUAAAUCGGCUUGAAUCUUCAGAAUCCACACUUCGUACCCUUAUCUACCAAUGCAGGACGGACUUUGCCGCUCAAUACGAAAUGUUGGCCGAGUCACACCGCUUCAUGACGAGCUUGGAUUCACAUGUAUUCUCCGACUACGAAACUAUGGUUUAUCGCCUCACCUCAGCCCUGCAACGCGUUCGUUUCCAGACCCACCCUAAGAUCUUCAACUGGCACGACCACCGCAUCCAUUUGCGUGACUUUGUCCAGUUGUACAAGGAAGGCGGAAAAGACCACCAAGAGAUGGGAGAGCUGAUGAAGUUAAGAAAAAUCAUCAACCUCGAUUUGGCGGAAGCCGUCCACCACCUGCGCCAGAUGAAGCAGUGCAUGAAGGACAUUGUGCCGAAGCUGCAGCCGUUGCGGCGUUCCCCAUUCGUGCGUGCCGAGUGGAUGUCACGACUCGAACGGCUAGUAGAGCAGGCGCAGGCCUAUUCACCGGGGAUACAGUACGAUCGCGUAAACCUCCUCCACGUCAAGCUCUACUACGCCCACUUCAAGCAAGAAAUCAUUCGCCAAGAAAAGUCAUACAACCUCUUUCUCCUUCUUGCCGAGAUUGGUGGCACGAUCGGGCUCUACGUCGGGGCGACGCUGCUCACCGCCGCCGAGACGUUCGUGUUUUUCAUUGAGAAAAAGACUCGGCGCAUCUUGUUGAAGCCACAGUUUUGC